Molecule: messenger RNA, 1062 nt
Organism: Egretta garzetta (little egret)
Lineage: Eukaryota; Metazoa; Chordata; Aves; Pelecaniformes; Ardeidae
Gene: DUSP11
Product: dual specificity phosphatase 11
Exons: 9
Coding region: 1-915 (304 amino acids)
Biological process (GO): protein dephosphorylation
Molecular function (GO): protein tyrosine/serine/threonine phosphatase activity; polynucleotide 5'-phosphatase activity
Source: RefSeq, a predicted model, not a curated record
AUGGCGGGGUGGACCGACUAUGUCCCGCUGGGCAGGAGGAUGCCGGGCACCCGCUUCAUCGCCUUCAAGGUCCCCCUGAAGAAGAGCUUUGAUCACAACCUUCAUCCAGAGGAGAGAUUUUCGCCUCGUGACCUUAUUAAGAAAAUCAAAGAGCAGAAGGAAGAACUGGGCCUGAUCAUUGACCUGACGUACACAACGCGCUACUAUGGGCCGGAGGAGCUCCCAGCCACGCUCUGCUACUCAAAGAUCUUGACGAUGGGACAUGAAAUACCAAACAAGCACACCAUUUUUCAAUUCAAAUGCAUUGUAAAAAAGUUUUUGAGAGACAACAAAGACAAUGAUAAACUCAUCGGAGUUCAUUGCACGCAUGGCUUAAACAGAACUGGCUACCUGGUUUGUAGGUACCUGAUUGAUGUUGAAGGCAUGGAGCCAAAUACUGCAAUAGAGUUGUUCAACAGGGCUCGAGGGCAUCCUAUAGAGAGAACCAACUAUAUCCAAGAUCUUCAGAAGAGAUCGGUAAAAAAGAGCUGCGGACUAAAGAAUUCAGGCUCGGGCCCCUUCAGAGAAAAAGCCGGCGCUACACCAAAUGCUAAAAAUCAGAUGGCCAAACAUCCACAUCGUUCGAACCAAUCCCCCUUAGAGGUGCCCAGAAAUUCCGGCAGCAGCAAGAAGAAUCGCAGGCGAGGCAGCAAGGCGCAGGCACAACACCAGGAGCUGGCGCAGGAGCACGGGGCGACGGAGAAAAGGCGGCCGCGCGAUUCGGCAGCGAGGAACUGUUGGGUUUCGUCGCCCGCUAACGAGCGGUGCGAUGGACUGUGCUUUCCCCCCCAGAACCCCCACCUCUGCCCGCCCCAGCAAACGCAAGCGGCCAGGAAACGCAGGCGCCGGCGUAAGAAACCUGUUGUGACGGCGUAGGGAACGCUGGACGUGGCAAAGCCCAUCCAGGGCUGCAGCUUCACCCCGAGGAGCUCUGCGAUGGGUCUCUCGCCGCUUGAACGAGCGGCUGUGCUGUAACCUCCACCAGCAGUCAGGAACUGCAAAUGCAGGUGUUCUUAACCUUAA